GCGUCGCUGCCAGUCUGGUUGCUAAGGAAGUGAGAGCCGGUGGUCGGUCUGUCGGCCGGCAUCCGGCGCUGGGACAGAAGGACAGACUGACGGGCAGCCGGGGCCCCGGGGUCUGGGAGGGUUCUAAGUGGCAACCCUGCCUGGAGUUUGUUCUGAGUGCCAAUUUUCUUACAAAGACUCAGGAUGUCAAAACCCAAGAGCUCCGAGUCUGUGCGUGUGGUGGUGCGAUGCCGACCUAUGAACUCCAAGGAAUUGUCUGCCGGAUUUGAAAAGGUAGUUAACGUGGAUGUGAAACUCGGGCAGGUAUCCGUAAAAAUUAACAAAGGAUCUGCUAACGAGCUGCCUAAAACCUUCACCUUCGAUGCAGUGUACGACUCCAACUCCAAGCAGGUGGAAUUAUACGAUGAGACGUUCCGGCCUUUAGUAGAUUCGGUCCUUCUUGGUUUCAAUGGAACAAUCUUCGCCUAUGGGCAGACAGGUACAGGAAAGACAUUCACAAUGGAAGGGUUGCGUGGUGAUCCAGAAAAGAGAGGGGUCAUUCCCAACUCGUUUGAGCACAUAUUCACUCACAUUUCAAGAUCUCAGAACCAACAGUAUCUUGUGAGGGCCUCUUACCUGGAGAUCUAUCAGGAAGAAAUCCGAGAUCUACUCUCUAAGGAUCAAAGCAAGCGCUUGGAGCUUAAAGAAAGACCAGACACCGGUGUGUACGUCAAAGACCUUUCAUCCUUUGUCACGAAGAGCGUGAAGGAGAUAGAACAUGUCAUGAAUGUGGGCAACCAGAACCGUUCUGUUGGAGCCACCAACAUGAAUGAGCAUAGCUCACGCUCUCACGCCAUUUUCAUGAUCACCGUUGAGUGCAGUGAGCUUGGUUUAGAUGGUGAGAACCACAUCCGCGUGGGAAAGCUAAAUUUGGUGGAUUUGGCAGGAAGUGAACGGCAAGCAAAGACCGGAGCUCAGGGAGAAAGACUGAAAGAGGCCACAAAAAUUAACCUCUCCCUUUCUGCCUUGGGAAAUGUUAUCUCUGCCCUUGUUGAUGGGAGAAGCACGCACAUACCAUACAGGGAUUCCAAACUCACCAGACUACUACAAGAUUCUCUCGGAGGCAAUGCUAAGACUGUCAUGGUGGCUAAUAUAGGUCCAGCUUCCUACAACGUGGAAGAGACACUGACAACUUUGCGCUACUCUAACCGUGCCAAAAAUAUCAAGAACAAACCAAGAGUUAAUGAAGAUCCUAAAGAUGCUUUACUUCGGGAAUUUCAAGAAGAGAUUGCACGACUAAAGGCACAGCUGGAAAAAAGGGUGGUUGGUAAAAGGCGAAAGAGAGGGAAAAGAAGAGGAGAUCUUGGAGGGGAAGAUGAUGAAGAUGGAGACUCUUUUGAAGGUGAAGAAGAGGUGGAUGAUAAAGAUUACUUUCGGGAGCAACAGGAGCGCCUGGAGUCUGAGAAGAAGGCCAUUGUGGAAGAUCACAGUUUGGUGGCCGACGAGAAGUUAAAGUUAUUGAAAGAGAAGGAAAGAAAAAUGGAGGAUCUGAAAAAAGAGAGAGAAGCUAUGGAAAUGCUGAGCUCAAAAGUCAAGGCAAUGGAAAGCAAACUUCUUGUGGGAGGAAAGAACAUUGUAGACCACACAAACGAACAGCAGAAGAUUCUUGAGCAGAAACGUCAGGAAAUUGCAGAACAGAAACGACGCGAGAGGGAGAUGCAACAAGAAAUGGAGAAUCGAGACGAGGAAACCUUGGAGCUGAAAGAAACCUAUAGCUCGAAACAACAAGAGGUCGAUAUAAAGACAAAGAAACUAAAAAAGCUCUUUUCCAAGUUGCAAGCAGUGAAAGCGGAGAUCCACGAUAUUCAGGAGGAGCACAUUAAGGAACGACAAGAGCUGGAACAGACACAGAAUGAGCUCACUAGGGAACUAAAACUGAAGCAUCUAAUUAUUGAGAAUUUUCUACCUCUGGAGGAGAAAAACAAAAUGCUGAACAGGGGAUAUUUUGAUGAAGAGGAGGAUCAGUGGAAAUUUCACCCAAUCACCAGGCUGGAUAACCAGCAGAUGAUGAGACGUCCUGUCUCCGCAGUGGGCUAUAAGAGACCCUUGAGUCAGCAUGCUAAGAUGAGUAUGAUGAUGAAACCUGAUGCAAGGUACCGGGCAGAAAAUAUUUUACUACUGGAGCUGGAUAUGCCGAGCCGCACAACAAGGGAUUAUGAAGGCCCAGCAGUUGCUCCUAAAGUUCAGGCUGCUUUAGACGCUGCUUUACAGGACGAAGAAGAUAUCCAAGUGGAUGCGUCAUCAUUUGAGAGUACAGCCAGUAAAAGAACAAAAGCAAGACCUAAAACUGGCAGACGGUCUGCUUCUGCUGCAAGCUCUGCUGGAUCUUCGCUUUUCCCUCAGUCCAGGGGCCUGGUUCCCAAAUAAUCACAGGAAGUAUCUCCCUGCUUGGACUCCAUAUUGUUUGAAAACAUACAUUGUAAAAUAAACUGCACAUAGCAGAGGAGAAAGAAGUCCUGUUCAUCAGGUCAGAACACAAGCCAUGGAGAUGGAGUUCUGUCCCGCAUGAAGGACAAUGCUACACAGGGGUCUAAAGAAAAUGUGCACUCAGCCUAUACUGUGACAUUAAUAGCUUUGUAUAACAGUGUGGAUGGAUUUCCAUACUCACUAAUGUGGAAAUAGGUAAGAAAGAGCUUUUAAAAUAACACGGUUAGCAAGUAGUUUAAACAAAAGAGCGGAAACUCGCACCUUGUCAUGAGCCUCUGGCCGUGUGUAUGGACAUACAUGUCCAGAACAAUACAGGGUGUGGACAAAACAAUGGAAACCCCCUACAUAUGGGAUAGGAUCACAGAAGAACGUUAUUCCUUAUUGCUCUACUCUCAUACACUGAGUGUUAUGUAGUUGGAUUUUGCAGCAAUCUGCAUGAAGAAAAGCGUCCAUGUUUUACAUGUCGAAGGAAGUUGACAUCUACUGCAUCCUCUGAGUAACAGAAUUCCCUGUAACGGUUCAUCAAUGCUUAGAUCUGACAAUUUGGGAAACUGAGGAAAGUGUUUGGGCUCAUUCUUAGCAGUAUUCAUGAAAGCACUCCUGAGUUUAUUUAGCAUGCAUUUCUUAAGCUUUGUUUAUGGGGUCAUAUCAUUCUGGGAUAUAAGCACAUUGUAAUGGAACAGUUAUUGCACCAUAGAGUAUGUGUUUUCCGUUCUUUAACCAUGCAGAACAAUCAUCGGACCUGGUGUUAUAGGUUAAAGUUAUCUUUUGACCGUCUGCAGACACUGGUCUGGAUGUUGAAAUUAUGAUGGAAAUGCCCUAUCAGACCAUAUUAUUUUUCCCAUUGCGCUGGGGUACACAUUUUAAUAUCUCCACACUAAGUUAUGAGUGUUUGUGAGUGGAACCUUUGGUGUCCAAAUGACAGUGAUGCCAUAAUCGCCACCUUUGGGGAAAAAAAGCUGCAUACUGUUUUUGAUGAGAGUGAGUCAGAGAGGUGCUUUUUCAAUUCUUGGAUAUUUUUUGAGACUACACUUUGAUGUCAUUUGGCAGCUAUCCUGUGAGAUGUCAUUAGUGAGAAUUGACCAUGGCUCCUAUUUAAAGAAGCAGUUCAUCCACACGUGGCCUAUUCUGCAGUCAUUUUUGAGACCAUUCCUCACGCUUUUUUAUUGCCUCGAUGAACCUUGCAUAUCAUUGUCAGACUCCUUUUUAUUGUUGACACAUACUCCUAAUUGCCAAUCAGCUUAAUCAAACUAAUCCUCGUAGCUGCAUCCCUACAGUCAAACUCCUUUUUUCUUGUGGUGUUUCCAUUAUUUUGUCCACCCGCUGUGAGUUAAUUCCCUGUCGAGUUGCCAGAUCCACCAUGUUUUGAGACCAUAUCACUUCUGCAUGCUGGUGGGCUGCACCUAAAGAGUGAUGCCCUGUAGUAGGUAGUAUUCAGUUGCUGCAUGAAUGAAGUAAAUUCAUUAAUCCAAGAGGACUCCUGAAGAAAUUGCUUUGAUUGGUCAGUUGAUUUCCCUUCUGCAGCAUAUGAAUGUACAUACUUCUGGCCAGCACUUUUCAUGGACUUCCCGCAGGUAGUUUUUUCACGUCCAACAAAAGAAGAUGAAUGUGGCAAUUCUGAUUCCCUGCACUCUGCACUGAUCACUCUUUAAUCUGUUUUAUGGUGUUUGUAAUUUUACAUAGCUGUACAUUAAUGUGUUUUUUUUGUUUUUGUUUUGUUUUGUUUUAACGUGUUAUUAGUAAAUGUGUUUUAUUGCUUAAAAUUUCCUGAUGUUUGAAUGUGACCAUCACAGUCACAUCACAGCUAAGCCUGGAUUCACUCUGAAGUCCUCUCGAGUUUACAUAACGUUUUCAGUAAAACUUCAAGCAAUAUUGGUUGCUUUGCCACCCAGUAUCAUUAUCCAGCUGCUGCACGCUACGUAGUGGAGGUUAACUCUGAGCUAUCAUGACUGCAGUAAGUCACCUGGUGAACAUUUAUCAUUAAAGACGAACUGUUACAUUUAUAUUUUUCCCUCAACGUUAAAGGAGACCUGUCACUUCCCAGGACGUUCUGUGGUUUGUUUUCCCAAUAUAUUUAUUACAUUUCCCUCUUUGCUCCCUGCCAAUCAUUGUUAUAGGUUCUGCCCUUGGCACCUGGCAGUCAGAAUAGAGAGCAAAAAAAGUCAGAAUAACAAUGCUUGUAUUUCUCCCCAGUACAGUGAGUGCCCUGGGUGUGCUAGAACUGAACCGGAUUAUGAUUGUAAAUUGCUCAUCUAUAAUUACAUAUUUAAAAGAAAACCGUAUCAAAUGAGAAUUAACACCGGUUCUAGGCAACGUACAGUGUUUUAUUCAACUGUGAAAUUCCCAGGGAAGUGACUGUCCCCCUUUAAAGAUUUUACUUUUAAAACUUUUCAACCACCCCAUCCCUCAUAUAUCUGAAUAGUAUGUCUGCAAAGAUAGACAUGCAUUAAAUCAUUUCAAAAAACUAGAUAAAGAAGAGUAAGUGAAGAAUGAUAUUUGAAAGUGUAUUCAUCUCAGUAAGCUGUAGUGUUGCAUAACCCUUUGUCAUAUAGCAAGCAGAAGGUGUAUAAAAAUAUCAUACCUCGGCCUUCAGCACAGAUAAUGCCUUCUUUUUCAUCCUUAAUUUUCACAUUUUCCUGUUGUUUAUGCCAGUCAUAAUUAUAUUUCCCACGAUUCCUGCAAGUUGUUCCAACUUAAGCAAGAUGUUUGUGGAGGAAAUGAAUUGGGAAUCAUGGGAAAUAGGCUACUUUGCAUGAAAUGCCCUGUCUGUGACUUUUCAGAUAAAGCAGCUGCAGCAUCACAGUAAAAUUAUAACCAUAUAUGUACAUAUAUAAACAGAACAUUUUAAAUAUCUAUAAAAUGAAAUGAGUUUAAUAGCUAGCUUUAUUUGCUGGGUGGAAAAUCUUCUAAAUGUGACAGGUUUCAGUUGUAAAUUAGAGAGUUCUUUAGGUAAAUAGAACGGGGAUUGUCUUCCUUGUUCAUGUGGGUUAGAGUUUACACACCCGAUGGUUUUGGCUGCACGUCGUCCUUAAAUGUGAGCGCAGAUGGACUGUGUUUGAAUGUUAUAGCACGCUCUUGAAGCAGUCUGAUAUAUAAAGUACACUCUGAUUUGACCCCACCUAUUACGUCCGUGAUGACUGACCUUUGCCAUAUGGCUGGCCAAGCAGAAAAAACAACACCGUGCGCCAAGAUCUGAAUUGCAAAAUGUUAGUCAUUACUGCCAUGACACCAUGUUCCAUGCACUUUGUGCCCUACUGUAUAGUCCGCCAUGACAUGAACUGCAAAAGAGACUUUGGCAUUGGUCAACUCCUUUUGCUGAGAAGCCAUAACCGUUGUGCAUUUUUUACAUUCAAACCAAGCAGUUUAAUGGUUACGACUUACCCAGGGACGUGAAACAGAGAUGUACCUAUUUAUUUGUACUUUUGUCUACCAUUGAAUGUAAAUCAGAAUAAUAAAUUCUCCUUCCUGAA
This is a messenger RNA of Pelobates fuscus (common spadefoot toad), 5936 nucleotides long. RefSeq names its product kinesin family member 3B (gene KIF3B). Gene Ontology annotation, biological process: spindle elongation; microtubule-based movement; mitotic spindle organization. The coding region runs from base 184 to 2406 and encodes 740 amino acids. The transcript is spliced from 9 exons. Gene Ontology annotation, molecular function: microtubule motor activity; microtubule binding; ATP binding. Gene Ontology annotation, cellular component: microtubule associated complex. The record is from RefSeq and is a predicted model, not a curated record. NCBI's taxonomy places the organism in Eukaryota, Metazoa, Chordata, Amphibia, Anura, Pelobatidae.